GGGGCUACGACGGCAGCGACGUGGAGUUCAGCUGGCUGCGCGGCAACGACUCUGUGCGGGGCCUGGAGAACCUGCGGCUGGCGCAGUACACCAUCCAGCGGUACUUCACCCUCGUCACCCGGUCGCAGCAGGAGACAGGAAAUUAUACGCGGCUGGUCUUGCAAUUUGAGCUCCGGAGGAAUGUCCUGUACUUCAUCUUGGAAACCUACGUUCCUUCCACUUUCCUCGUGGUGUUGUCCUGGGUUUCGUUUUGGAUCUCCCUCGAUUCCGUGCCUGCAAGAACCUGCAUCGGAGUGACCACCGUAUUGUCAAUGACCACACUGAUGAUCGGGUCCCGCACUUCCCUUCCCAACACCAAUUGCUUCAUCAAGGCCAUCGACGUGUACCUGGGGAUCUGCUUUAGCUUUGUGUUUGGGGCCCUCCUGGAAUACGCAGUUGCCCACUACAGCUCCUUACAGCAGAUGGCGGCCAAAGACAGGGGGAUGCCGAAGGAAGUGGAAGAAGUCAAUAUUACUAACAUCAUCAACAGCUCCAUCUCCAGCUUUAAACGGAAGAUCAGCUUUGCCACCAUUGAAAUUUCCGGUGAUAACGUCGACUACAGCAACUUGACUAUGAAAACCAGUGACAAGUUCAAGUUUGUCUUCCGAGAUAAGAUGGGAAGGAUUGUUGAUUAUUUCACAAUUCAAAACCCCAGUAAUGUUGACCGAUAUUCCAAACUACUGUUUCCUUUGAUUUUUAUGCUGGCCAAUGUAUUUUACUGGGCAUAUUAUAUGUAUUUUUAAGAGGACAUUAAAAAUUUGCAUGCCAUAGGACUUCAACAGAAGGAAAUAAUGAUAUAAAUGGUAUUCUAAGCCAAGUGUGCACCCUAACCCAAUGGUGCUAAAAAUAACUAAAGUAACAAUUUAACAUUUAUUAUCAAAGAAUGGACCCCCCAACCAUUAUUUAAGCUUGUAGAUGUUCCAGCAUUACAGAGUCUUGUAAUAGAAAUAUCAACCCAUUCCUUUUUUAUCUUUACAAAAGACAUCCCCAUGGAGCCAAGAUUACAAGCAGUACUCAGGGUUGGCUGCCUGCUCAGUGGCUCCCUGGCCUGCAUUUACCUCAUAUAAAAAAUAUGAGAGGGAGGCCAUUCCAUGUACUGAGUAACCCUCAAGUGGCAGGGGUUGUUUCUGAAUUAAUCAUACAUGCCAUUUAUUAAACCUCCGUAGCGCUUAUAAAACGCAUUGUUGCCUAUUUAGGGAGCAACAUUUUCUAGUUUUUUGUUUUUGAUUCAAAUGAAAUGUGGGCCUAAGUCAAUUUACUGAAAGUCACUAUAUUAACGCAACACCAAGAUGAGUUUUUAAUACUGCACUUAAUAUCACAACAGAAUUGUCCCCAAAUUCCAAUAAGUCCUACCACUGAAAAGUCAGAUGUAAGUGAAGAAAAAUUUAGUGGAUCAAUAACCUCACACAUAAACCCCUUGUUUCUAAGAUACAAUGGCUUCCCCAGACUGGAAGGGCUCUGGGGCUUUCUUCCCCAUUUGACAUGUCUUAUCCCUUUAUCAUUAUACACAGGCCAACCCUCCCCAUUGCUGGAGCUCUUCCCCAUAUCAGGGAUGGGAAUGGAGGCUGUUUGGUUUUUGUGUGUUUUUUAGUGAUUCUGGAGUCUUCGUGUGGACUGUUGCCAUGAAGACUUGCAGUGUUGAGUCCAUUUCUAUCUGCUACUCUUUCCCAGCCGCAGACCCCUGCGUCCUUCUAGGAGGAGCUUGCAUCCCCAAGCUCUAAUGACCAGGAAUGAUGCUUAUUCGAUACUGAACUGCAUUUCCCAGAAACACGUGGGUUAGCACUAGCCAGCGUGGCCACGCUCACUUCCCUGAGCCUUCGAGCUGGACGGCAAGAGCAGGAGAACGUUGGCCCUGGGUCCUGAACUUUCUGAGGAGCAGUGGAACUUGUUACAGAACCUUUGUUCAGGCUGCAGGUGAGCCGUCCUUUCCAAGUCCAGCCACUCUCACCCUAAAACAAGAAGCACAGCGCGCAUCUCUUCCUGCUCCGUGGCCAAGUUCAGCCCACAGCAU
Molecule: messenger RNA, 2050 nt
Organism: Myotis lucifugus (little brown bat)
Lineage: Eukaryota; Metazoa; Chordata; Mammalia; Chiroptera; Vespertilionidae
Product: gamma-aminobutyric acid receptor subunit pi
Exons: 4
Biological process (GO): signal transduction; regulation of membrane potential; nervous system process
Cellular component (GO): synapse; membrane; GABA-A receptor complex
Molecular function (GO): neurotransmitter receptor activity; GABA-A receptor activity; extracellular ligand-gated monoatomic ion channel activity
Source: RefSeq, a predicted model, not a curated record